CCGGUUGAAAUUUGGCAUCUUUGCCUUUUGUCUCCUGAUAACAUACUCCUUUUUUGUAAUCGUAUACCUCUUCCUCCCUCAAAAAAGAAAAAAAAGGAGGGCUAUAUCUUCACAGUAUUAUUUUUUUAGAAGUGUGAUGAUCACUUGCCCUGUCAUGUUUAUGAUGCUUUUAGUCUGUAGCAGUAUGAACCUUGCCCUCUCCUAACCCCACUUCCUCCUGAUAGAAGUGGCAGAGUGUUUGGAAUUUAAAUUAUACCUCUCCUUGGCACUGGCCAUAAUACUUAACUAGUUUUAAUAGACAAAUAAUAAGCCAAAAUAAUUUUGAUAAAUUUGCUGUUGUGACGCUUUGUGUUUUCUAAUAUGUACAUUUUAUGUACAUUUAUUUUGACAUUUUCAUUCUCUUUAGAUAAGGUUCCCUAAUAGAGGCUGUCCUUCUUUAAAGUUUUUCCUACUCUGGUCCUUUGAAGCUACUCAGCAGGGGGCCAAACCCAUAGUUCAGAUUUGGUAGGUUAAGAAGUUUUUUUGUUUGUUUUGUUUUUUAGAGCAGAUUCUGGAUUAGGACACUAAGAUGAGAAAAGCAAUGUUUAAAACCAAUGAUCUGUGUCUUGGGAGAAGAACAAUAUAAUUAUCAUUUAUAGCAAGGUUUAAGUUUUUUUUUUUUUAAUCCAUACCUUCCAUCUUGGAAUCAAUACUGUGGUAAAAGGCCAGGCAAUGGGGGUUAAGUGACUUGCCCAGGGUCAGACAGCUAAGAAGUGUCUGAGGUCAGAUUUAAACCUAAAACCUCCUGUCUCUAGCCCUGGCUCUCAAUCCACUGAGCCACCCAGUUUCCCCCAUUGCUUAUAAUUUGAAAAUCAUAUACCAUGCUGUAAGAUAAGUACUUGGAGAUCUUAUCAUCCCUAGUUUACAGAUAAGAAAGCUGAAGCUUACAGAGGUUAAAUCAUCUGUCCAUAGUCACAUACCUAGUAUUAUCAGAGGUAAGAUUAUAACCUAGGUCUUCCUGACUUCCAAGUCUAGCCCUGUGAAGAUACUUUGCUAAUGUUAGCACAAAGCCAGGAUUGAGUAUCAUAAACAUAAGCUGUCUACAUCAUUUAUUCAUCAUUUAUUUCUUCCUUUUCUACAGUUCUCUUAAUCUUAAACUGAAUCCAGUCAACUCCCACAAUUAAGUGACUAAAAAAAGUAAUUGUGCUUCAGGGACUUAUAUCUCCAGUCUUAUGGGCGUUCCUUUCCUCCCCCUUUGAAAAAUAUAAACUAUCUCCAAGUAUUUUGUGGGGGGAGAGCACAAGGGGGAGAGAAGAGGGAAGAAGAAUAAGUAGAGAUAUAGGUCUUGAUGAUACUUUCUCAGUGUUCAUCUUUAUGUCUCUGCUGUGUUUGAUACUCUUUUCCUUCGUACUCCAUCUUCUUAGUUUUGUUGACAUCACUAUCUUUUGGUUCUCUUACUACCUGUCUUAACUCACUGUUCCUUCUCAGUCUCCUUUGCUGUGGCCUCCUAAUGUGGUUGUGUACCAAAUCUCCAUCCUGGAUCUUUUUUUCUUAAUACUUUUCUCACUUGGUGAUCAUCAACUUCCAUAGGUUUUAAGCAUUAUAUUUCCACAAAAUCUAAUAAUUUCCCAAAUGUUCUUAUUUAUUUCAAGGGUUACUACCAUUUUUUCAGUGUCCCAUGUCUAAAACAGUAGCAUUGUCCUCAACUCCCCUCUCUCCCUCACCCCACAUAUCUAAUCAAUUGCUAGCUCUUGCUUUUUCUGUCUCUACAGCCAUCUUCCUUUCUGACCUCUUCUCUCUAUUCACAUAACUUUUGUUCAAGCCUUCUUUUCAAUAAUUAUAAUGGCUGUUUUAAUUGGUCUCCUGUCUUUAGUUUCUAUUUUUCUUGUCAUCAGUGUUCUACACUGCUGCCAAAAUGAUUAUAUCUAAAGUAUAGGUUAUGGCAUGUUCCUUCUCCCUGUCAUUGCUGGAGUGCUCUCCCUUCUCAUUUUCAAAAUUAACUUGCCAUACCUAGUUCUUGCCCUGCCUUCUCUCUUUAUAUCAUACAGUUCCUUAAUAGUAUCAUUUAUCCCUGCUCUUUGGAGUUCCUUGUUAUUUUGUGUGAUGCCUCCUAUUCACACUCAUCUUUCACUCUUCCAUUGCUUUCUGUAUGAUACACAUUUUUAUUUCUUUGGAGGUGGUUAAAUUCCAUGUCUUUCUAACUAUAGUUACACAGAAUGCUAAUAUUUUUUUAAUUGGGUGUCCGCUUUCAUGGGGAUCUUGGGGUCAGUAAAAGAAAUUUCCAAUUUCCAGAAAGCAAAUGUAGCCUGCUCUCCUUUUCCUUCUGUUGAACUCUGGACCACACUUGUUCAUCUUUGUCUCUCCCAGAUACAAAUGCUGUUGGAAGUCACUGUAUAUAGUGAUUUUGUACAGUACACAUGAGAAAAUAACUAUAUUAAAAAUGGUUUGCUUACUUCCCUAAAAUCAUGUACUUCAAUUUCAAAAGAAUUAGUAGCAUGGGAAAGUAGAUGAUAGUGAUGUAUUUAAUUUUUUUUUUCAUCUUUAGUCUGAUGGCAAAUGUUAAUUUGUAUCAUUUUACUGGCUGGUUGAAAGAAAGCAAUCAAUGAAUUUUGCAGUAUUACAUUUUCAGUAUUAUUAUCCUAAACAAAUUAAUACUGACUGGUCAGUUGUUUUUGAAAGGUUCAUAAAAGAAGAUAAGAUAGAGCUGGCAUCAGUAUGUAGAUGAACUAUUCUUGUGGGUUCAAUCAAAUAAAGAACUCAAUAUCAUGUCUAGAACUGACCUUCAAAAAAAAGGAGAAACUUAAAUCUGGGGCUUGAAGAAUAGAUGAAUUUGAACUGGUAAAAGUAAUAUUUCCUAUUUCUCUAUACAGUGCACAAAGUAGGUAUGUUCUAGACUUGUUAAAAAAACGAGGGCAAUGGACUGAAAUCUGAAUUAUGGAGUGGAAAUAAUAAAAAUUGCCACCAUUAAUUUUUUAUAGUUAACCUUACACUUUUCAAAGUGCUUAAAUAUUUUGCCUCAUUUAUUAUUAUCCCUAUUUGACCUGACUCUGUUAUCUAACCCCAUUUUCAGUGUAUGAUCAAGAGUGAGAGAUAAUAGAUGAAUAAGCCAGUGUUGGAUUGGUAUCUAGAAAAUAAAAAUAAGAUGGAAACUCAACAUGUAAUGUGUAGUUUUCUAUGGGAAGAUUUAUGAAAGGACACAAGAAAUAAUCACAUAGCAUGAGAAAGCAUAGAUAUUUUUGAGAUUUUCACUGCUGGCUCCAACCAAUCCACAUAGAUAAAGAAUCCAUUGCACUAUUCCUUUUUAGGACCUUUUAUUUAUUAACAUUGUUAAAGUGUUUCCAGUGUAGAUACAUAUGUACAUAUAAGAACUUAAAAGGAUUUGUGAUUGAUGAUUUUGUUGAUGUCUGUUUUCCCCUUACAGAUGUAGAUCUGCUUAUACUUGAAUAGAUUGUUGUCUUGAGUUUUGACUAAACAAUUCUGUGCACAAGUGGCCAUUCUGAUUAUUAGAUGUUAAAUAAUCAAAAGUAAUUAAAUAAAUUAUUAGGAGAGAAUAAUUCAGAUAUCCCUUCUCCCAAAUAUGAAUUUGUGUUAGUCUUUGCCAUAAAUGUAAUCUUAAAUCAACUUUUCAUUUCAGAUCCUCUUUGAACUUAUUUGAUAAAAUGUCCUUGCCAGUUAUAUACAAAGCUUUGUAUGUCAGCCAUUUAAAAUAUGAACUUCUCAUGUGUGAAAAUCACCUAGCAAGCUAACUACUUUUAAUCCCUUUUUUGGUGAAUUCAGGAUAGUAGAAUGCACCAGAAAAAGACUGAAUUUGAGUGGGGUCAUGUGGGUUUGGAAACCACAUCUGCCAUUUUCUGUCAGGCCAUGGGUAAACCAAAUUCUUAAGGUUCAGUUUUCCCAUCAGUAAAAUGAGGAUCAUAAUAUUUGCAUUGCCUAUUACACAAGGUUGCUGAAAGGAACGUACUUUGUGAACUUUAAAAGGCUGUCAUGGGAGUUAUCAUCAUUAUGAUUCUAGAAGCAGUUGAUUUUUCAUUUACAUUCCAACUCAGUUUCUUUAGCAUCAAAAUGUAGAUAAUAAUCUCACAAGGUUGCAGGUCCCAAAUAAAGUAAUAUCUAUGUCGGCACUUUGAAGAGCGUAAGGUGUUAGAGAAAAGUAAAGCGGUGGUUCUUAUUACCAUAUUGGUCUGAAUUUAGGCCAUGCUUUUUCCCCAGAUCUGAUUGUAUUAAGCCUGAGUGCAGCCUUAUAAUUGCGCUCUUAGUACCAUAGGCACAGCUUAAGCCUCGCUGGUCUCCCUAGCAGCAGCAGAAGCAGUAGCAACAGCUUCUCCACCGGCCCGCACACCUGCUGAAGGAGCCUGUGCCAGAUGCCCCUGCUGCUGACACUGCAAGAUUGCAAAAUUGGACUGCAAGGAAGUGCUAGACAUCAUAUGUAAUCUGGAGUCUGAGGGUCAGGAUCACACAGCCUUUAUUCUCUGUACGACUUACCUAACGCAGCAGCUGCAAACUGCAAGUGUGUGUUAUUCUUGGGAGCUGACUCUUUUUUGGAGCAAGUUGCAAAGAAGAAUUGAUCCUUCUUUAGAGAUAUUUUUGGAGCGAUGUCGACAGUUUGGUGUCAUCGCUAAAACACAACAACACCUAUUCUGCCUGAUUAGAGUCGUACAAGCAGAAGCAGAAGAUGCUGGUGUUUCAGUGUCCAUUUUAUUAUGUGUAAGAGCCCUUCAGAUCCAAUCAAAUGAAGAUGAUGAAAUGAAAACAUCAGUGUGUAAGACAAUUGGUUGUCUUUUACCAGAGGACCUUGAAGUUAGAAGAGCUUGUCAGCUUACUGAAUUCUUAUUGGAUCCCAACUGGACUGGAUUUAAUAUGUUAGAAGAACUAUAUCUGCAGCCAGAUCAAAAGUUUGAUGAGGAAAAUGCUCCAGUUCCCAACUCUCUCCGAUGCGAGCUUUUGUUAGCUUUAAAAGCCCAUUGGCCUUUUGAUCCUGAAUUUUGGGACUGGAAAACCUUAAAACGACAUUGUCAUCAACUCCUAGGCCAAGAAGCUUCUGAUUCUGAUGAUGACCUCAGUGGCUAUGAGAUGUCAAUUAAUGAGACAGAUGUUUUAGAGUCUUUUCUCAGUGACUAUGAAGAGAAUAAAGAUGAUAAACAUUCCAAAAGAAGAGACUCAACUGAUCAGCAGAAGGAGAAAAGAGACAAAAAGCCAAUUGGUUCCUCUGAACGGUACCAGAGGUGGCUUCAGUAUAAGUUCUUCUGUGUGCUCUGCAAGAGGGAAUGUAUUGAAGCUAGAAUACUCCAUCAUUCUAAGAUGCACAUGGAAAGUGGAGUUUAUACUUGCCCUGUCUGUAUAAAAAAGUUCAAGAAAAAAGAAUUUUUUGUACCUCAUGUAAUGGAACAUGUGAAAAUGCCAUCGAGCAGAACCAGAAGAAAAUUACUGAUGAAGAGAGAUCGCUCACUCAAGGGUAAUAGCUCCAAGAGGAGUCCUUCUGCAACAUCACAUCAAGAUCAGCUAUGCAACAAGCAAGGAGAUUCUCAUGAGUAUGUCACAUUCAGCAAAUUAGAGGAUUGCCACCUGCAAGAUAGAGAUUUAUACCCUUGUCCUGGGACAGACUGCUCCCGAGUGUUUAAGCAGUUUAAGUACCUAAGUGUGCACCUCAAAGCCGAACACCAAAACAAUGAUGAAAAUGCAAAACAUUAUUUGGACAUGAAGAACCGGAGAGAAAAAUGUUCUUUUUGUCGGCGCCAUUUCAUGACAGCCUUUCAUCUGCGGGAGCAUGAACAAGUUCACUGUGGGCCUCAGCCUUACAUGUGUGUCUCUAUAGACUGCUAUGCAACAUUUGGGUCAGUGAAUGAGCUACUUAACCACAAACAAAAGCAUGAGGAUCUUCGAUACAAAUGUGAAUUAAAUGGCUGCAAUAGUGUUUUCAGUGACCUGGGGCAGCUUUAUCACCAUGAAGCACAACACUUCCGGGAUGCAUCAUAUACAUGCAGCUUUCUUGGUUGCAAAAAGUUUUAUUAUUCUAAAACUGAGUUUCAGGAUCACCUUUCCAUGCAUCAUGACAUUUCAAAUGGAGAUGUUAAAUCAACAGUCAAGUUUGAGUCUGCAGCAAAUGAAAAGAACAGUUGUAGAGAUCUGCCUCACCUCCUUGACCCAACUGAGAAAUCACAUCUACCUGAGGACUUGCUUUUCUCAGUGGAUUCAUCUAGUUCUCAGUUAGCUCCAGACAUUGAGGAAACAGGCUCUGAUAACCUAAAAGAUAACAGUGACAGCAACUCCAGUGAUCAGUUAAGUCACAGCUCGUCUGCCUCAAUGAAUGAAGAACUGAUUGAUACACUGGACUCCCCUGAGUCUAUGUCUGAUAUUUUAAUACCUUCUCAUGAUAAAGUCUUUGUCCCUUCCAGUUUAAAAGAGAAAUGUUCCAAUGUGGCAGUUUGUUUUGAUGGGAAAAAGUUUACCUGUGGUUUCGAAGACUGCGGUUCUACAUACAAAAAUGCUAGAGGAAUGCAGAAGCAUCUCCGAAAGGUUCAUCCAUACCAUUUCAAGCAUAAAAAAACAUUGGGAAUAAAGGAUAAAGAAAUCUUUAAAUUUUUGGACGGUGAACAUGAUCAAACAAACGAGAAGUUUAAUGCUGAGCCUAAACCAGGUUCAGACACAAACAGUGAUUCUCCAGAUGAAGGGCUAGAUCAUAACAUUCACACUAAAUAUAAAAGUGAUCUUCAAAGUUGUCACCAUUCUCCAGAAGCCACUAUUUGUGCUUCCAGAGUACCAUGUACUGAGGAUGCCAUGUUGGAGCUUCUGUUACGCUUGAAACACUUAAGCUUGAAAAACUCAAUAACACACACAUCUUUCUCAGGGUCACUGCCAGUGUAUCCAUCUAAUGGUGCUAAGUCCCUUCAGUCAGUUUCCUCAAGCCCUAUCUCAGAUCUUCACUUUCAGAAUCAAGAAGAAAAUUUGUCAAGUCAGUACCUUGCACAGUUAGCAGCCAAGCCAUUUUUCUGUGAACUUCAAGGCUGCAAAUAUGAGUUUGUGACCAGAGAGGCUUUGUUGAUGCAUUAUGUCAAAAAGCAUAAUUAUUCCAGAGACAAAGUCCUUCAGUUAUCCAUGUUUAAGCAUCGAUACUCCCCAUUCCAGUGUCAUAUUUGCCAAAGGUCAUUUACCAGAAGAACCCACCUUAGAAUUCAUUAUAAAAAUAAACACAAAAUUAGUAAUGAAAAAGUCACUCAUAAAUUAUUUGAUAGUGGAAAAUGUGAUCAUGUAAGUCCAUGUACAGGGGAUAAUGCCAUGGGUAGUUGCUCUGCUUCUACUUUUUGUAGCAGUACAGAACUUGGAGAUGAUCAGACUAAUAACUCUGAGAAGCAAAUCCGACAUCCUAAAAAGGAAGAGUGUAGUUCAGAAACUGAUUUGGAAUCUUCUUGUGAAGAAAUUGAUAGUAAUGUAACAGGAAAAUCAUCCAGCAUUUCAUCACCAAUAGACAGCCACAGGGAAGAAUUAGAAGCAAGAGAGGGAAGAGGGAGUAGACGAACUGUUGCCAAAGGAAAUCUUUGCUAUAUUUUGAACAAGUACCACAAACCAUUCCACUGUAUUCAUAAAAGUUGCAAUUCUUCAUUCACAAAUCUAAAAGGCUUGAUUCGCCAUUACCGAACGGUGCAUCAAUAUAACAGAGAGCAAUUGUGUUUGGAAAAGGACAAAGCACGAACAAAAAGGGAACUGGUCAAAUGUAAAAAGAUAUUUGCUUGCAAAUAUAAAGAGUGUAAUAAGCGCUUCCUAUGCUCCAAAGCACUGGCUAAACACUGUAGUGAUUCCCAUAAUCUAGACUCUGUUGAAGAUCAGAAAGCCCUUUCUGAAAAUGACUCUGCUGCCAGGUUUUCCUGUAGCCAACCACAGUGCCCAGCGGUCUUCUACACUCUUAACAAGUUGAAGCACCAUUUGAUGGAACAACACGGUAUUGAAGGAGAGAUGAACUCGGACUUUGAAAUUCAUUGUGACCUUAAUGGCUGUGAUCGGAUCUUCACACAUCAAAGUAACUACUCUCAACAUGUUUAUUACCGACACAAAGACUAUUAUGAUCACCUCUUUGGAAAUCCAAAAGUGGAUAAUGAGAGUCUCCUGAAAAAUGAAGGUGAGAAAGCUUUUGGAACUACCCGGUCUCACAGUGAAACAAGUCAGAAUAAUAAGAAGGCAUUGAAUGCUAAAACUAAAAGAUGUGGUGGCUUCGUUAAAGAUAAAAAGCUUUUUUUAAAAACAAAGGAGGAAGCCCUGAAUAUGUGUGCAGAGCAGUCUGAACACACUCAGUAUCCCUGCAUGAUUCAAGGCUGCUCAUCUGUUGUCAAAUUGGAAAGUAGUAUAUUAAGACAUUACAAACGUACCCACCAGAUGAGCAGUGCUCAUUUAGAGCAGCAGAUGGAAAUCCUAGUACUUUGUGUUAAGUAUGGUACCAAAAUUAAAGAAGAGCCACCAUCUGAGCUAGAGCCUAGUAUAAAGAAGGAAGAAACCAGAAACUGUGAUCCUGGAAGUACAGCACAUACCCAGUCUGUGGGUGAAAAUGAAGCAUCUCCCCAGAAGGGCAACAGUUCCCCUCAUCCAGAAAAUAAAGGAAAUGGGAGUCAGGAAGGAUGUAUAGAAAGCAAAUCGGGAUUUAAUACAGAUACCUUCCUGUAUAGAGAAACUUCAAAAUAUAACCAUAAUUCAGAAACCACUAACUUGGAAGAGGGUCAUGUCACUGAGCCCUCUCCUUGUAAAAAUGAAAAGUCUGCACCUAAGAACCCUGAUGGGACUGAGAGCAGACCCUAUUUAACAAAUUUCCAGUUGCCUUUACCUCGUAAAAGGGUACCAGAAGCUGGGCACCAGAGCUCCAGACUGGAAAGUAAUGUGGUAAAAACUCCAAUUCACACCCCAAAAGAUACAUUUCGGAAACAUUCACAGGCUAGAUCAUUUGAUUUGAAGACUUAUAAACCCAUGGGGUUUGAAUCUUCAUUUUUAAAAUUCAUUCAGGAAAGUAAGGAAAAAGAGGACGAUGUUGAUGAUUGGGAGCCAGCGGACCACUUAACAGUAAAUGAUCCCCCACAACCCAGUGAUGACUUAGCAGGGAAUGUGACUGUGGAUGGUUUGGUGAAUGAAAGCAGUCCUAAAGUUGAUAUACCUCCUCCUUCCAGUGAUUCUGCAAUUCAUGACAACCUGGUUGCAAUCCAGCCUAUCAUUGAAGCAGAGUCAUCAGCUGUCCCUUCCCUCGAAAAUCUGAGGGUUAUAUUAGAUAAGGCACUAACAGACUGUGGAGAGCUUGCCUUAAAACAGCUUCAUUAUUUGCGGCCGGUGGUCGUCCUUGAAAGAUCUAAAUUUUCCACAUCUCUUUUAGACUUAUUUCCAACAAAAAAAACAGAUGAGCUUUGUGUAGUAGGGAGUUCCUAAGUAGCAAUUUUGGUUUAGAGAACAGACUGGCUCCAGUACUGCAGCAUGGGGACAAUUGCCAACUCGAACAAAGGCUGAGCAGCAGCCAAACCAUUGUUUAGGGUAGGGUAGGCUGUGCAUUUCCAUGAAUGUAUAAUAUCUUUGUCAACAGUAUUGGCAGCAUUCAUUAGCUCCCCAGUUGGUUUGUUUAUUGGUUGGUUUUUUGUUUUGUUUUAUUAAGAAAAUGGAACUGUGCUCUGUUUGGUGCUAAUUAAUACAUCAAAUAUACUGGGGCUUCCUUUUUCAGAUUAAGUGUGCAUGAUUGUAUAUGGAACAGAUACUGAGGCCCCAGGGUGGGAGGGCUGGGGGGAGGGAGGCAGGCAGAGUUCUUACUUGAAUUGAAUGUGCACCUAAGGGUGCUUUGUGUAAUAUAUUGUACACUACAGCAUCUUAUAUUUUUUGAGUUGAGUUUCAAUAAAUUACAAUUUUUCACCCA
Monodelphis domestica (gray short-tailed opossum) is the source of this 9850-nucleotide messenger RNA. It is a transcript of the gene RLF, whose product is annotated as RLF zinc finger. NCBI's taxonomy places the organism in Eukaryota, Metazoa, Chordata, Mammalia, Didelphimorphia, Didelphidae. Gene Ontology annotation, biological process: regulation of transcription by RNA polymerase II. The record is from RefSeq and is a predicted model, not a curated record. Gene Ontology annotation, molecular function: DNA binding; DNA-binding transcription factor activity, RNA polymerase II-specific. Gene Ontology annotation, cellular component: nucleus.